Protobothrops mucrosquamatus (brown spotted pit viper) is the source of this 1178-nucleotide messenger RNA. RefSeq names its product phospholipase A2 group VII (gene PLA2G7). Bases 6 to 1178 code for a protein of 390 amino acids. NCBI's taxonomy places the organism in Eukaryota, Metazoa, Chordata, Lepidosauria, Squamata, Viperidae. The transcript is spliced from 10 exons. The record is from RefSeq and is a predicted model, not a curated record. Gene Ontology annotation, molecular function: 1-alkyl-2-acetylglycerophosphocholine esterase activity.
AGCAAAUGGGCAUGGGAAUUCCUGAAGGGAAAGGCCCUUAUUCUGUGGGAUGUACAGACCUCAUGACUGGUUAUGGUAUUCAGGGGACUUUUUUGCGUCUGUAUUAUCCCUCCCAAAAUGAUAUGAAUUAUGAAGAUACAAAAUGGAUUCCCAAUAAAGAAUAUUAUUGUGGACUCUCUUGUUUUCUUAAUCUGUAUUGGAUAAUAGGGGAGUUCAUUCUAUCACAUUAUUUUGGCUCAGUUACCUCUCCUGCAAAGUGGAAUGCUGAAUUCAAGACUGGAGAAAAAUAUCCUCUAAUUAUUUUUUCCCAUGGACUUGGAGGGUUUAGGACGCUGUAUUCUGCAAUUUGCAUUGAAAUGGCAUCCCGGGGAUUUGUUGUUGCUUCCGUGGAGCAUAGAGACCAGUCCUCUUCAGCUACAUAUUACUAUAAAGAAGACCCUACCAUAGGAGCCAAAAGAAAACCCCCAGCAUUGCACAAGGAGUGGAUUUUCUAUAGGAAAUUAAAACCAGAUGAAAAUGAACUUUCAUUGAGGAGGCAACAGGUACAGCAAAGGGCAGAUGAAUGCAUUAGAGCACUUGACCUUUUGCUUGAAAUUAAUUCUGGAAAUCCCAUUAAGAACAUUCUGCCUUUAAAUUUCAACUGGAGUCUUUUAAAGGAUUCUAUUGACUUACAGAAGAUAGCAGCAAUGGGACAUUCUUUUGGUGCUGCCACAGUCAUAGAAACGCUUAGCAAAGAUGCACGAUUCAAAUGCGGUGUUGCUCUUGAUGCUUGGAUGCUUCCCCUCUCUGAUGAAGUAUAUCCCAAAGUUCACCAGCCAUUGCUGUUUAUUAAUUCAGAAAAAUACCAGUGGGCUUUGAAUAUCCUAGAGAUGAAGAAACUUAAUUACAAAGGCAGAGAAAGAAAAAUGAUAACUAUUGAAGGAUCAGUACAUCAGAGUUUUCCCGACUUUACAUUCCUUACCGGAAACAUAAUUGGGAAGAUUUUUAAACUGAGAGGAGAUAUAGAUCCCCAAACAGCUAUUGAUAUUAGCAACAAAGCUUCACUGGCCUUCUUACAGAAACAUUUGAGUCUCUCUAAAGAUUUUAACCAAUGGGAUCCUCUUUUAAAUGGUGAAGGACCUAAUGUCAUUCCAGAUACCAAUGUUGACUUACCUCUAGGAGCAUCUCAGUGUAAAUAA